This is a messenger RNA of Naegleria gruberi, 1299 nucleotides long. RefSeq lists its product as uncharacterized. Gene Ontology annotation, molecular function: polynucleotide 5'-hydroxyl-kinase activity. Gene Ontology annotation, biological process: tRNA splicing, via endonucleolytic cleavage and ligation. Gene Ontology annotation, cellular component: nucleus. The record is from RefSeq and is a predicted model, not a curated record. NCBI's taxonomy places the organism in Eukaryota, Heterolobosea, Eutetramitea, Acrasida, Naegleriidae. The transcript is spliced from 2 exons. Bases 1 to 1299 code for a protein of 432 amino acids.
AUGCCACCACACGCAAAGAAGCCAAAAGAAACACCACUCACCGAAUCGGAACAUGAAGUUACAUUAAAAUAUGGACAAGCAAUAAUUAUUAAAAAUUCCACCAUUAAAAAGAUACAAAUUACUGAUGGAGUGUUGAAUAUUUUCGGAACGGAAUUUAAUGCUAAUGGAGAAGAAGGUGGUGUUUUGGAUUUUUCUGCAGGUGGUGAAUUGAUUGAAGUUGUUGGUAUGAAUAUGAGUCUGGAAAAGAAGGAUACUACAUUAAAGAUGAAUAUUUUGGGAGAAGCUGAACAAGCAUUUACUACUGUGGAAAGUAAUCCAAAAUUUAUGGAAAGUGUAUUUGAAACUUUUGAUAAAAUUAAGGGAGGAAUGAAUCAUGUGAGAGUAUUGAUUGUUGGACAAACUGAUAGUGGUAAAUCAACUCUAUCAAGAAUUUUAUUCAAUCAUGCCUUGUUUUCCAAUGAGAGAGAUCAAGAGGAAAGAAUUUGUGCAUUUGCUGAUAUUGAUGUUGGACAAAAUCAACUUUCAAUUCCUGGAAGUAUGAGUAUGGUCUAUGAAUUGCCAUCUCAUGAGAGCUAUUCGAAAGUUGACUCUGUGAUGAAGUCUAAUCCACUUGCCACUAUUGUGAAUAGUCAUGCUUUCAACUUUGGAGAUAUUUCACCAAAAUCCACAAUUUAUUACGAUCAUAUCUGUAAGCAAAUGACAACAUACUAUGAUAAUAUUAUCAAAAAGAAUGCUGAUGUGAAGAAAUCAAUGUGGAUCAUUAAUACAUGUGGAUGGGUUGAAGGUCAAGGAUAUGAACUUAUCAAGAAUGCCAUCUCCUCAUGCAAUAUAACUCAUGUCAUUUCAUUCGAUCAAAAUACUACACGUAACUUGGAAAGAGACACCAAGAAUGUUGUAAUUAUUCCUCUCGAAAAGAGUAGUCAUGUGAAAAAGAGAAGUACCAAUUUCAGAAAAGACACCAGAGCUGCCAAUUUCAAUUCCUACUUUAGUAAUAGAUUGAAUACUCUUACCUUACCAUUGGAUAAGGUGAAAUUAUGUAUGAUUGAUUACAAGACUCAAAAUUCAGCAAGAGCUUUGACUGUGAGUGAUAAGUCAUUGAAUAGAAUUAAUUCAAUUUCUACAGCCGAUAAUCUUAAAGAUGUGGCAAACAAGGAAGUUCGCAUGUUUGUCGUAUUGCAAGCAUUCAACCCAGAAAAGAAUACUAUUACAUUAUUAUUGCCUGGAAAGGAAAAGAAGGAAUCAUUUGAAAAUCUUGAAAAUCCAUUACAACUUCUUGGUGGUUCCAUAAUCUGGAAGUAA